Messenger RNA from Anopheles nili, 7084 nucleotides. It is a transcript of the gene Strn-Mlck, whose product is annotated as muscle M-line assembly protein unc-89. The record is from RefSeq and is a predicted model, not a curated record. The transcript is spliced from 8 exons. Lineage: Eukaryota; Metazoa; Arthropoda; Insecta; Diptera; Culicidae. Bases 1 to 6981 code for a protein of 2326 amino acids.
AUGGUGCGCAAGCAGAAACCCGACGAGGUGAUCCCGCAGGUGAUCGUGACGGAGCAACAGGAGCAAUCGGAUGGUGGUCGCUCUAUGUCCCGCGAGGGCACCUACUCCCGGGAACCUUCUCGCGAGCGUAGCUCCCGUUCCGUGUCCAUCUCUCGGCUGCGGGCCGAUGACCCACUGCGCAAGGAGAUGAUGUUCGUGCGUGAGAAGUCACCAUUCGAGAUCGGUGACAAUCGCAACGUGCAGGUCGCCUCCUGUAAGGCCAUCAUCGAUAAGGCACUGGUGAUGGACGUGUCGGGUGGUGUGACGAACGUGGACGAGUACAUCUCACUUUUCUUCUCGUCGGGCUGCGUCAUCGAUGAGGCCUCAUGCAAGGACAUUUCGACCGCAGUGGAGGUGACGAUCAUCGAGGAGGAAGAAGAGCGGCCCGAGCUGGUGGUGAUGCCGCUUGUAGAGGAGGAGGUGAUGCCGGAUCGCGAAGAUAGCCGCGAAAUCGCACCCUCGGGUGAUACCGCAGCCGAAGAUGGGGUGGAUCAUGAGGUAACCGAGGAAGAAGCCGUCGAGGUGGACGCAACCGAAGUGUUCGAGGAACCGACGGGUGAUGGGGUGGAAGGCGAGGACGAACCCGAGCCAGAAGUAGCACCCGAACCCGAGGCGCCGGUUGAACCAGCGGAAUCUGAUUUAAAAGCAGAUGACCAAGAGUCUGAGGAGUCUUAUAGCGAGUUGGAGGAAUCAUCAUCAGAACUAUCGUACUCCUACAGUGACAUGUCCGUGGACGAAGUAGAUCCAUCCCAGUGGCGCGUGUUCCACGAGGAUGAGGACGAGAUCGAGAUGAUGAAGUUCGAGCAGCGGGAAAAGUCGCCCGAAAUGACGGAAAAAGAAAAGGACGCCGAGUUCCAGCGAGUAAGGAAAGCUUCCCGGCCCCCACUAUACCUGACCAAGCUGACAGAUCGCAGCGCCCCCACCGGCUCGACCAUUAAGCUACAGUGCACGGUCGAGGGCCAAGAAGUGACGGUGCGGUGGCUCAAGAACGACCAGCAGCUCGAGCGCUCGUCUAACGUGCAGACGACGGCCGCGGAUGGACUCUACACACUCACGAUCAAGGACCUCAAACACUCGGACGCCGGCGAGUACAAGAUCCUGGCGAAGAACCGCGGUGGAGAGAUACCGUCCAUUGCGCGCGUCAAAGUCUACGACGCGAUCAAACCCAAAUGCCAGCUGCCGAUCUUCGUCAAAGUCAGAGAUUACUUCCACCACGCGCUGAACGAUCUGGUCAUCGAGUGCCAGAUCAUGUUCCAGCAGGAGUGGUCCAUUCCCACGAUAACGUGGCUCAAGGAUGGUGAUCCGAUCGUGCUGGACCAGCGGAUAGGUGCCACGUACGACGGUGAAAACGACAUAUUCCAGCUCAACAUCUACGAUCCCACGCCCGAAGAUAGCGGGCGGUACACGUGCAUCGCGGAGAACGAAGCAGGUCGUAGCCAACUCUCGCAUACGGUUGACUUCGUCGAGAAGGUACCGUAUAUGCGGCUACCGGGCAUCACCAAUGCUGACCGGAAGCAGCUAACCGAGGAGGAGAUCGAAGAGCGAAAACGUGAGGAACAACGCAUCAAGAAGGAAGCUCAGGAAAGGCUUGCCGGAGGUCGGACAGGACGCGGAAUUGGAGAUGACCACGAGCCGUACGAGUCCGAGUCUUUCGUGAUACGUGACUCGAAGAACAAACUAACCUGGGCUGGUCAGCUGCACAACAUCACGACCACAAAGGGUGCGAUAGUGAAGAUGACUUGCUCGGCAAAUGGUCCACUGCCGAUGUUCAAGUGGCAGCGCAAUGGACGUGCGAUCGACUUCGGUGAUCACGUCAAGCUGAUGAACAGCGGUGCGAUCGGGCAGAUCGUGAUCAACGGUGUGACGCGCAAGGAUGCGGGCGAGUACACCUGCACGGCGAAGAACAACCACAACGACAUCAAGACGACAUGCGUGUUGAAGGUGGUGACGUUACCCUCGGCCGAUGAGACGCCCGCUACUUUCACGCGCGCUGUGAAAGAGUUCUACGACAUCCGAGCGGACGAUCUGGUGCUCGAGGUGAACGUACACGGUGUGCCGAAGCCCACGAUCAAGUGGCUGAAGGAUGGCGAAGAGAUCACGCUCGGUGAGAAGCUGCUCAUCAACCGGGAACCGAACGGGGUAUAUCAACUGUGCAUCCACAAACCAGUGCCGACCGACUGCGGCGUGUACGAGUGCCAGGCAGUUAACUCGGCCGGUACAGCGAAGGUGUCGCACGAGGUGAGCUUCACGUCCAAGGAGAAGCUGAUUCACGUACAGCACAUCGAGCACGCGGACUACUUUAAAAGGCGGCUCGAGGAGAAGGAAGCGGCCAGUCUACUGCUAACGGCAGAACCGACUCCACCAGCAGACGCACAACAGCAGAGUGCUCAGUCACAGGCACCUUCUCAGCCAACACAACCGGUGCAAGCAAGUGCAGGUCAGGAAGCACCUUCGUCUGAGAACGUGGUAGCUGAACCCGGCGCAGAGGAACCCAGCAACGAGACAGCCACAUCGGCACCGGAAACACAAGAGGCCCCAGCUCCGAAGCCCAAGCCAGCGUUUAAGGCGAUGGGACGCAAGCGCUUCGAGGAUGGGCCAGUGGAGCCGUACGUCAUCCGCGACUCCAAGAACCGGUUGAUGUGGGAGACGAAGCUGAAGAACCUGACCGCCCCGGCUGGUAAGGUGAUGAAGCUGACGUGCAGUGUGACCGGGCCUCAACCGACCUGGCGCUGGCUGAAGAACGGCAAACCACUAGUCUGGAGCAAGAACGUGAUCAACGCCACGAAGAGCGAGUUCGGAUGUGUGCGGAUUACUCCGACUACUGCGGCUGACUCAGGCGAAUACACCGCACUGGCGAAGAACAGCUUCGGUGAGAUCGAGUGCUCCUGUACGGUGAACAUCUUCGACACGGAAAAGGACAUCGAAACUGUGCCAACUUUCACGCGUGUCAUCGAUUACUACGAUUCGUUGGUGGAUGAUUUGAUUCUGGAAGUGCACGUACGUGGUGUUCCUGACCCGAAGUUGUCCUGGGAGCGCGAUGGCGUCGAGUUCACGAAUGAGACCGAUCGAGUGAUCAUCUCCCGUCAGGGUGACGGUGUAUAUAGGUUGAGCAUCCACAAUCCGGAGAAACUCGAUGGUGGUCGCUGGGUGGUAACUGCCAAGAACACAGCCGGCGAGGAAAAGCUAAAACACGUGGUCACCUUCAAGGGGCGCGAGUUCUAUCAGAGCCAGCUGACGCACGGUAUCUACCACGCAGAUAAGCCCGUGACCCGUUCAGAAGAGGAUGGCAUCGUCUAUGGAACCCGAUCGCGUUCCGUAUCACGAGCUCCAUCCGUAGCGCACCAGGUCGGUCCCGAACCGGACAUUUCGGCCGUUGUUGAAGCACUUCAGGCGGUUGAGGCUACAACUGAGGAUGCUCCUGCACCUGCACCUGCAGAAGGAGGCGACGCUGCUCCUGCGGCAGAAGAGCCACCGGCCGCCAAGAAGAAGAAGGAACCGAAGCAAUGGCGCAAAAAUUUGCAAGGACUCUUGAAGGGCCGUAUCCCUGGUCCAAUUCCGGAGGAGCCCACGAAACACAAGGUGCUUGAGGUGAAGCAGAAGCUGUACUUCGAGGCCAACCUGAAGAACCAGACCGUGGCCGAAGGGUCGCAUCUGAAGCUGGUGUGCUCGUGCGUCGGACCGCAGCCAACGAUCAAGUGGUUCAAGAACAACAUCCCACUCGUCUGGAGCAAGAACGUCAAGAAUGACACCAAACUGGGCGUGGGUGCAGUGCACAUCAUCUCCGCUGAGCUGGGUGACUCUGGCACGUACAAGUGUACGGCCAGCAACACCUCCGGUGAGGUGGAAACCACCUGUAAGGUGAUCGUGUUCCCGAUUCCUGAGAAGCAGCACGUCGCACCGAGCUUCGUGCGUAACGUUAAGGAACACUAUGACAUCCAGACGAACGAUCUGAUCUUGGAGGUGAUCGUACGCGGUAACCCAAUGCCGUCGGUUAAGUGGCUGCGUGACGGCAUCGAUCUACAAGACCCAACGGGCGAGAAGUUCUUCCCGAUGCGUGAACCGGGAGGUGUGUUCAAGCUCACCAUCCACGAUCCGCAGGCCAAGGACGAAGGACAGUACGCGUGUGAGGCGUCAAACGUCGUCGGACGGGACUCGAUCCGGCACGCGGUGCGGCGUAUUACGGAGCGCAAGGCUGCCGAAAGCCACGUGUUCGGCAUCGCGUAUCACGACCCGAAUGUGAUGAAGCACGGCGUGUACGAGGAACCACCAAAACCGGAACCAGCACCUAGGCCACACCGCGAGUUCGUGUUCCUCGAGGACGGCUCGUACUAUAUCCGUGGCCAAACGCCGCAGCAUCUGUGGGAGUGGGAGACUGACACGAGCGCCGAGAGUGAGUACGAGGAGUACGUGUCACCGGAACCAGGUCAGGAACCGGAACCGGUACCAGAACCACCGGUCGAGGAGCCAGUCCCGGAGCCUUCGCCAGAGGAGAAGAAACCAUCCCGAUCGCCCACGCCGGACUUUUUAAAGAAGUUAGCAACUCCUCCACCGGUUCCGGAACCGGUCGAAGCGGACGACGAGGAUGAGGAUGAUGAUGAAGAUGAGGACGAAGAAGAAGCACCUACUCCACCACCGAAACGCGGACCCAAGAUCAAGAAGAUGCGCAAGAAGCGCGUCAAGCAGCCGGUCCAGGAGGAGCAGCCUGAGUCUGCAGCUGCAGUAGAAUCGGCACCAGCGGUUGUUGAGUCCAAGCCCCAACCGGUCGUUGAGGUCCCGUCAGGACCUCCGCCCGCCGAAGGAGAACCCGCGGAGGAUAAGGACAAGCUGCGAAAGGAGCGCUACCUGCGGCUGUUCCCGGAACUAAAUCCGGACGAUGCCAAGCGUGUGGACGCUCGUGCGGUGUUGCGCUUCGGUAGCACGCUACAUGACAUCAACAUUGUCGAGGGCAAGCUCGUACGCCUGUUCUGUACCGUGCUGGGUUCGAAGGCUGACUUCCGGUGGUACAAGAAUGGUGAACCGAUCGAGUUCACGAAGCAGAUGAAGAACCUGUCGGACGCGAAGGAAGGCACAGGAGUGGUGCAGUUUGCAAAGGUGACACGUGAGGACUCGGGUGAGUAUGAGGUGGUGGUGAAGGACAAAUCCGGUGCCGUCAUUCGAGGAUCAUGCCGAUUGUCUGUGCUACCGACUCCAGUCCGUAUUCCGGUGGCUGAAGGUGAAGCGCCACGUUACGUGCGCUGUAUGACGCAGCACUAUGAUCUGCGCGUGGACGAUCUGGUACUCGAAACACAGAUCAAGGGCACGGGUCCGAUCAAGGUGGAGUGGUAUCUGGACGGUAUCGCCAUCCCGAACAACGAAAAGUACAUCCAAAUCCGUGAGCCACACGGCAUCCAUAAGCUGUGCAUCCAUAACCCGCAGAUCCGCGACAAUGGCCGGUACAUGGUCAAGGCGUCGAACGACUUCGGCACCGAGGAGUUGCGGUACACGCUGCGGUUUGAGGGUAAGGCAGCCGCCAUGCCGAUGUACCACAUGCACCACGCGGACAAGCGCCGACCGGCGUACGAGGAUGACAAGGAGCCGGAACCACCUCGCCAACAUCGCGAGGUAGUGUUCCUUGAGGAUGGCACGUACUACAUGAAGGGUCAGACACCGGAGCGCUUCUGGGAGUGGGAAACGGACACUGAGGCCGAGAGUGAGUACGAAGAGUACGUGCCUGGUGACACCGAGGAAGAGGACGAACCCGAGGAGGAACCCGAGCAUGAGGAAGAGUCCGAGUCGGUGGCCGAGAAGCCGGCAUCACCAGCCGUCAAGAAGGGUGCAGAGGUUGCACCGGAAACGGAAGAAGUGGCCGAAGAGGAAGAAGAGGAAGAAGAAGAGGUUGAACCUCCACCGAAGCCCGUAAAACGCGGACCUAAGAUAAAGAAACUGCGCCGUAAGCUGCCCAAACAACCGACCCCGGAGAAGGUACCUGAGGAGAAACCACGCGAGGUCCCGCGACAGAGAGAGGUCCAGAAGGAUGCGGCCGGUGAACCGAAGAUGAAGCUCAGCCAGCUGAUAUCGAGUGGCAAGAGCUUGGCCCCACCAGAAGUACCGCGUGUGAAGCGCUGGAAGAAACCGAUCGAGGUCGAGUUCAUUUCGCAUCUGCGCAGUGGCACCAUCAAGAAGGGACGCAACCUGACGCUCAACUGCUGCUGCUCGGACGCUCAGAAGAUCGAGGUGACCUGGUUGAAGGACGAUGAACCGCUCGUGAUGGGACCACGCUGUCGUAGUGACGUUACACGUCAGGGCUACUGCACGCUGGAUCUGGUAGACCUGCGGCUGGAGGAUUCGGGCGUGUACAAGUGCGUGGCCAAGACGGCUAACGGCACGGCUACGGAUUCCUGCCGCAUCACGGUGUUCGAGCUGGAAAAGAAGGCCGAGGUAGAACUGGUGCCACCGACGUUCAUCACACCGAUGAGAGAGCUGUAUCACCCGACAACGAAUGACCUGCAUCUGGAGAUCCGCAUCCGUGGUAACCCGGUGCCGACGUUCCGCUGGAUGUACGACGGCAUCCCGAUUCCGCACAGCACUGCGAAGUAUGAGAUCUUCAACCAGCACUACUACGAGCAGGGUGACAAGAUCACCACCGUGCAGCUGAUCAUCAACGAUCCGCAGUUGCGUGACAGCGGCAAGUACACACUGUUUGCCACGAAUGACGUCAAGACGGUCGAGAUGUCUCGCCAGGUAUCUAUCCCACUGCGUUUCGAACAGCGCGUACAGGUACCCAAGAAGCGCAUGGACGACGUGGUGGUAGAGAACGAAGCGCCACGUGUCCUGCCCAAACCACCGACGCCGGAACCGGAACCGGUAGUCGAGGAACCCCCGCCCGAACCCACCGAAGGUGAGGAGCAGGCGCAGGAACCGGAAGAGGAAGAGGAGGAAGAGAAGGAGGACGAUGAAGACUAAAUUCGAGGGUGGGCAGGGACUACUAGAUUAGGUUAGGCAGGUUUAAGAUGUUUCGUUUGUGUCACCGGUUUGACUGUAUUUGACGGAAGCUUCCGUGUGUGUU